Coregonus clupeaformis (lake whitefish) is the source of this 1029-nucleotide messenger RNA. RefSeq names its product CD209 antigen-like protein D. Bases 1 to 411 code for a protein of 136 amino acids. Lineage: Eukaryota; Metazoa; Chordata; Actinopteri; Salmoniformes; Salmonidae. The record is from RefSeq and is a predicted model, not a curated record. The transcript has 5 exons.
AUGCAAGAAUUUCACGUCCAGAAAGAGUUGUUAUCCUCAGGUCUUCGAGACUGUGAGGCCAACCUGACUAGGGUCAAAGAUCUCCUGCCAACCAUCCAAGGGAAUCAGAAGGAAUGUAAUGCUGAUAGGAAGCCAUGUUCUCCUGGCUGGGAGUUCUACAAUGGAUCAUGUUACUACUUCUCUAAAGACAAACUGACCUGGGAACAGAGUCAGUACGCCUGCAUCCGCGAUGGAGGACACCUGGUCGUCAUAGAGAGUAGUCAGGAGCAGGAGUUUAUAAAACAGAGAGUGGAAACACUGGGAAUUGAUCAUUAUGAACACAGCCCCUGGAUAGGACUGACAGAUGAGAAGCAAGAGGAAGUCUGUGUCUGGAUGGACAAUACAACUCUUAAUGAGAACAUCAAGUACUGAGACUCCAACGAACCAAAUAACCGUGGGCCUAAAGGUGAAAUAGAAAACUGUGUCCCAAUUGGUCAACACUGUUACAGAGAUAACAAUUGUUGGUUUGACUUUCCAUGUGCCAAACCAUCUAACAGAAUCUGUGAGAGUCGUUCAGUCUGUGAAAGUCAGGCAGCCUCUCCAUAGUAUUGCAAAAUGUAGUGUAUUGAAUGAGUAACCAGCACAAUACACCUCAUUGUUGGGUAGUAUGUAGGACCAGUUGCCUAGACACAGAUUAAACCUAGUCCUGGACUAUGAAGCAUAUUCAAUGGCGAUUCCCCAUUUAGUGUUUUUAGUCCAGGACUAGGUUUAAUCUGUGUCCAGGAAACCGAGCCAUAAUGUAUCAUUUGGGUUAAUGCAGAGUACUAGCUUCAGAGCUUUUUGUUUGUCUGAAUUUGUGGGUUUUACACACCAGCCAAGCUUCUGGGAGAGCAUGAUUGUUACCUUUUGAUUAGUUCCUCCACAUAGCCAGCUGGAUGUGACAGAUCCUGCUAAAUUGAAAUGAACUUUUCUAUUCAUAUUUGUAAAUAUGCUUUCUCAUGUAACAUUUUAAAUUUUUGUCAUUUAAAAGACGCUCUUAUCCAGAGUGAC